AUGCACCCUCAGCAGUUGGUUGUCUCCUGGUUUUCCCUGGUUUUGCUGGCAUCUCCCAUCAUGGCUAUAUGGGAACUGGAGAAAAAUGUUUAUGUUGUAGAAUUGGAUUGGUAUCCUGACGCCCCUGGAGAAAUGGUGGUCCUCACCUGCGAUACCCCUGAAGAAGACGGCAUCACCUGGACCUCAGACCAGAGCAAUGAGGUCUUGGGUUCUGGCAAAACCUUGACCAUCCAAGUCAAAGAGUUUGGAGAUGCUGGGCAGUACACCUGUCACAAAGGGGGCGAGGUUCUGAGCCAUUCGCUCCUGCUGCUUCACAAAAAGGAAGACGGAAUCUGGUCCACUGAUAUCUUAAAGGACCAGAAAGAGCCCAAAAAUAAGAGCUUUCUAAAAUGUGAGGCAAAGAAUUAUUCCGGACAUUUCACCUGCUCGUGGCUGACAGCAAUCAGUACUGAUUUGAAAUUCAGUGUCCAAAGCAGCACAGGCUCCUCUGACCCCCGAGGGGUGACGUGUGGAGCAGCGACACUCUCAGCAGAGAGGGUCAGAGUGGACCACAGGGAGUAUAAGAAGUACACAGUGGGGUGUCAGGAGGGCAGCGCCUGCCCAGCUGCCGAGGAGAGCCUGCCCAUUGAGGUCGUGGUGGAAGCUGUUCAUAAGCUCAAGUAUGAAAACUACACCAGCAGCUUCUUCAUCAGGGACAUCAUCAAACCAGACCCACCCAAGAACCUGCAGCUGAAGCCAUUAAAGAAUUCCCGGCAUGUGGAGGUCAGCUGGGAGUACCCUGACACCUGGAGCACCCCACAUUCCUACUUCUCCCUGACAUUUUGUGUUCAGGUCCAGGGCAAGAACAAGAGAGAAAGGAAAGAUAAACUCUUCACGGACAAAACCUCAGCCAAGGUUAUGUGCCACAAAGAUGCCAACGUCCGCGUGCAAGCCCGGGACCGCUACUACAGCUCAUCCUGGAGCGAAUGGGCAUCUGUAUCCUGCAGUUAG
Molecule: messenger RNA, 990 nt
Organism: Mesoplodon densirostris (Blainville's beaked whale)
Lineage: Eukaryota; Metazoa; Chordata; Mammalia; Artiodactyla; Ziphiidae
Gene: IL12B
Product: interleukin 12B
Exons: 6
Coding region: 1-990 (329 amino acids)
Biological process (GO): immunoglobulin mediated immune response; cytokine-mediated signaling pathway
Cellular component (GO): membrane; external side of plasma membrane
Molecular function (GO): cytokine receptor activity; protein binding
Source: RefSeq, a predicted model, not a curated record